AUGCCAGGCAUCGGCCAAAAAAUCCUCAAGCGUUUUGGGUUAUCACAACCCGCAAGUCAACAGCCUCCGCCUGUACCUCCGCAUCCCCCAGUCUGGGCCGGAGCACCGCCAACAGCAGCACAAGCAUCACCAUGGACGACUGGCCCUGGCAGCUACAGCCCAAACUAUAAUCACAGCUACAACUAUAACAACAUGUACAACAACAGCCUAAUCAUCAACCAAGACGAGCGCGACAUUUCCGACGACAGGCUCAACGGCACCUACAUCCGGCUCGCGCGCCUCAGCGACGGCACAAUCCUCGCGGGCUUCACCUGGCGCGAAGAAGGACGCAUGGACAAGCUCCGAGCGCUCAAAAUCUCCAAAUCCACCGACAAUGGCCAAACCUUCCACGACUUCAGCGAAGUGACGCGCGGACACGCCGAAAUCGACAACGUGCACAUCCUCGAAAUCAGGCCGGGGGGCCAUGUCCUAGCGGCGUUUCGGAACCAUGAUUUUGGAACCAAUCGCGCCGGUGACUUGGACGGGAUACGGCAUUAUCGGCUCACUGUCUUUGAAUCUAGAGAUUCGGGGCUUACGUGGAGGUAUCUGUCGCAGGCGGCGGAGAAGGACCCGCCGUUGGGGAUUUGGGAGCCCUUUAUGCGGAUUGGGGUGCAGGGGGAGGUGCAGCUGGUUUAUUCGCAUGAGUUUGCCCCCGAUGAUCAGCGGACGAUGUUAGUGGUGUCGUAUGAUUUGGGGAAGACGUGGUCUGUGCCGCGCUGCGUGGAGGGCGACAAGGAUAGAUUCCGCGAUGGGAUGACGGGGAUUACGCAGACGGUUGAUAGUGGCGAUGGGCGGAUGGCGCUGGUGAUGGUAUUCGAGACGACGCGCUAUGCGCCGCAUUUCAAUGUUGAGGCUGUCGUUUCGUACGAUGAUGGCGCCACCUGGCAGCAUCGCCAUGAGGUGUAUGUGCCUCCGCGCGGACAUAAUGCUGGUGCGCCGCAGAUUGCGUCGUUUGGGGAUGGGUCGCUGGCGGCGGUCUUCAUGACGGAUGAUGAUGCGGAGAGGGUGAGUUGGAUUCAUAAUGCUGCUGUCAAGGUGUCCUUUGGCACAGGGCCGUGCAAUGGGAGGAUUGUUUGGAGUCCACCGGUCGUCGUGUCGCCGGCUUCGAGCUUUUGGCCCGGCAUUAUGGCGCUGGAUGCGAAUAGGGCUUUGGUCACGUAUGAGCAUGGCGGUCCGAGGGGGAGGACGAUUCUUCGACCGUCGCAGUAG
Messenger RNA from Talaromyces atroroseus, 1248 nucleotides. RefSeq lists its product as hypothetical. The coding region runs from base 1 to 1248 and encodes 415 amino acids. Lineage: Eukaryota; Fungi; Ascomycota; Eurotiomycetes; Eurotiales; Trichocomaceae. The record is from RefSeq and is a predicted model, not a curated record. The transcript has a single exon.